UUCACCUCGAACCUCCACUCCACCCUCCCAAGUCCCUUUGACCUGACCGUACCUGUUAAUCACCUCCUCGAAGAGGAAACAGGUCUGCGUCUUGUCUUUGACCUUCAACUACCACGCUCCCUACCUCAUUGCCAACUUAUCGCGUGUGAACAAUGGCGUCUUUGUGAUUUAACCUUCGAGACGUGUAGUACAUCGCGUGCUCGGCCUGGAGUACCCCUCUUUUGCAGGCGUCUUCGCCAACAGCUAACCAACUCUUACUCUGCUUUGUGUAUUAUUACCAUAUGGCAGCAGUAUUUAUACCCCCUUCGCCUCAGACCUCCCUGAACAUGUCGAGUCGCCGACCACUCGCAAACGUGCCGAAUGCUACUAACUCCCCCCAUAGGGCAGGCCUCGUGCCUGCCAAACGCCCUCGAACCACAAAUGCACCAGUCGAUAUCCCUUACGGCCAGCCACCACCCAAGAAGCAGGUAAUUGACGGGGUAGAAGGCGAUAGUCGUUCACCAACCCGUACCAGACCUGCUACUUUCCAGAACGCAGAUUCCAAGCUCUUCACACGUCGUACGAACAAUACCCAACCAAGUGCUUUUGAGAGAAAACUGGUCGCUGUGAGGGAUAAAGAAAGACAAUCUCAGCUUAGAGGGACUCGGCACGAAAGACCAUCGGCGGAAACCAUUGAUUCUAUACGGCAAUGGCAGAGGCAUUAUCGGAAGGCUUUCCCCCAAUUUGUCUUUUAUUUUGAUAGUAUUCCUGAGGAUCUGCGCAGCAAAUGCUCGCGACAAGUCCUUGCAUUGGGAGCUCGUGAGGAGAAAUUCUUUUCGCGUCUAGUAACACAUGUUGUCACGUCGCGCCCUAUCCCUCCAGAAACCGAUGUGGCGAGCCCGGCAGAGAUCAAUACGGAAUCGGUCGAUCAAGUUGCUGGAGAUGGCACCCUGCAGACGGUAAACCCGUCAUUACUCGAGAAAAACCCUGAUGCGCACCUACAUAUGUCGCUCAAGAAUGACGCGCGGCGUGAGCAUAGCAAUAUGGAUGUCUUACAUAGGGCUCGCCAGAUGGGAAUGAAAAUAUGGGCUAUUGAGAAACUUCAACGGAUGAUUGCCACGAUCAAUGAUGGAGACAUUGGUGGUAAUAGUGGCCAUUCGACCCGAAACAGCCAUGUCGGUGGUGGGCAUUCUAGGGGUAGAGGCGAGGCAGACCUUUCGCAAGUUCUUCAGAAUGAGCUUAACGGAUCCUCUGACCGUAACCCUCUCUCCGUAUUGAAGGAUCUGGUCAUGUUCAAAGGCCCAUUUGUCUAUGUUCAUGAUAUGGAUGAGAAGACAAGGCCUGUUAUGGUUCGCGAGUAUCCGAAAGUUGUAAGACGACAAGACGGUAUCUGGCCACAAUUCAGAAGUGCUCCGCUGGGGAAAUGUCCCUUUAUCGAUGAACCUCCUACAAAGAAAGAGCUAGAAAGGCAGCGGGCGCGUCAACAAGAGAAGAAAAAGGCUGCUUCAAAGGUUGCCCCUAUCCAAGAGGCUCAGGUUCAAAGAACAAAUGUUACCAAAUAUGCUAUUGAGAAAGCAACUGAUCGCGUACCUAAAAAAGAGUAUAUCCCUCAAGAUGUUGAUGAGGAGGCUGUAUCUCAGCCUAAACAGCCGGAAAUGCAGGAGAUGCAGCCAACCCGACCGUUAUCCCCGAAGAAAAGCUCUGAAAGUUUUGUUCCUCCGCAGCUAAAUCAUGGUGGAGGAUUUUAUACUGGUGGUCGUGAACCCGCGGCGUCGGGCAUGCAACCAUCAAAUAUCACUUCUGCUAUCCGUUCCCAGAUGGUGUCCUCUACUGCCGCAGCGCCUGGUGCAAAAGCUGGCAUAAGCAAAGAGGUCCAUGAGCUAAAGAGAAAAGUCCUCGAAAAGAGCAAUGGGGGAUACUCUGCUGGCACGGGCCCUUCGUCGUACCGGACUACAGAUGCUACGGCGGCGCUGAAGAUGACGAAGACUCAGGGCAAUCGGCAGGGCACGUUAGACCCGCCUGAGAAGCUUGGGAACGUCAUUGAGGAGGAAACCACCCAAUCGGAGAGCAAUGAUGCUGGAAAACGGCGAAACAGCAUACGAAAAGGCACCUGUCAAAAGAAAAAGGAGAGAAGGAGGGACCCAAAACCAGGCUAUUGCGAAAAUUGCAGGGAUAAGUUUGACGAUUUCGAAGAGCAUGUUAUGACAAGAAAACACCGCAAGUUCGCGACCAACAGCGCAAAUUGGGCAGAACUAGACUCGCUACUCUUCCAGCUACAGCGCCCACUCAAGGAUGAAUAUGACGACCCUUCUGGAAACCAUGACAACAAAGGGUAAAGAAGGAAAAAAAAAGAAGAAAACGGAAAAAAAAAAAAGUUUCUAUAGGAGUGACUGGCGUGGAGAUAGGUGACACGGAGUUUCUUUUUGAAAGCAUUCACCAUUUAGUACAUGCAUCGCAUUGAGAGACGUCAUGCUCUCUUGGAAGGAAAUAUUGCAUUGGUAUGCAUUUGGUUCAUUAAUUUUUCGAACCUUCUUCUCUAUACACCCUUUUCCUUUGUUCGUUUGUUGAUUAAACUCAUGGGUGGAUGUGUUCAUGGGGUUGCAUGACUUAAGGCUCGAAUGCCCUGGGUUGGGGGUGGAGUUUUCUUUUCUCGUGAGUAUUGGUAGCUGGCAUAGCCUAAUACUUCUAUUUAGUGCUCGACCAAGCUAGAACUGACCAAAAAUGUUGGACUUAUGCGGACCUCAGGUCCAUGAAUAAAUUUACAUUCUAUUC
Molecule: messenger RNA, 2751 nt
Organism: Aspergillus caelatus
Lineage: Eukaryota; Fungi; Ascomycota; Eurotiomycetes; Eurotiales; Aspergillaceae
Product: protein serine/threonine kinase activating protein nimO
Exons: 4
Coding region: 282-2315 (677 amino acids)
Biological process (GO): regulation of cell cycle phase transition; positive regulation of nuclear cell cycle DNA replication
Cellular component (GO): Dbf4-dependent protein kinase complex; nucleus
Molecular function (GO): nucleic acid binding; protein serine/threonine kinase activator activity; zinc ion binding
Source: RefSeq, a predicted model, not a curated record